Messenger RNA from Nycticebus coucang (slow loris), 3618 nucleotides. RefSeq names its product NDRG family member 4 (gene NDRG4). Gene Ontology annotation, biological process: positive regulation of ERK1 and ERK2 cascade; brain development; signal transduction. Gene Ontology annotation, cellular component: cytoplasm. NCBI's taxonomy places the organism in Eukaryota, Metazoa, Chordata, Mammalia, Primates, Lorisidae. The record is from RefSeq and is a predicted model, not a curated record. The transcript has 17 exons. Bases 559 to 1773 code for a protein of 404 amino acids.
GUGCGCUCCUUGCCGCAGCCCAGCCUCAGCGCACGGCCCCAGACUCGAGAGCCCCGCACCUUGUCGCCGGUGCCACGUUUCGCCUACGCGAGGGCGGCACCCCUCCUCCCCACUCUCCAUCCUCUCCUUUCCGCCUCGGCGUGGGGACCCCCCCCAGCACACCCGGGGCCCAUAGCCUAGCCGCCUCCCACGCCUCCCCCACAGCGACGCCCGGGGACGGCGCAGCCCCUUUGUUCCGGCAGCGGGGGCACCCCUCCUGCGGUGUCACCGCACCCACCCGGCGCACUCCCUCCGCCUCCCCAAGUUCGCCUAGACCAGGUGGUGGCGGGCGCCUUUUGGGGGUGCGCGGCCGUGCAAUUGGUGGAUUUUUUAAAGAGCGUUUUGGAGGGGGGAGCGCGGCGUGGGGGGCGGCGAGGGCACUCCUGGCUGCCAGCUGCUCCGGCUUCGCUACUCGCUCGCCUGCCGCUUCCCUCCGGGUCUCCUGCGCUCCCCUUCCCGGCUGGGCAGAGCGCGCUCCCCCGACACCGCAGCCCCAGCCGCGUCGCGCGGGGCGCCGAGAUGAAGGUGCUGGGACACAAGAUCGAACUGCUGACAGGCCUUCUGCUUCACGACGUGACCAUGGCCGGGCUGCAAGAGCUGCGAUUCCCGGAAGAGAAGCCGCUGCUCCGGGGCCAGGAUGUGACCGAGCUGGAGAACUCUGAUGCCUUCCUCUCAGCUGUGGACACAGACUGGAAGGAACAUGACAUUGAGACGCCUUAUGGCCUUCUGCAUGUGGUGAUCCGGGGUUCCCCCAAGGGGAACCGCCCAGCCAUCCUCACCUACCAUGAUGUGGGCCUCAACCACAAGCUGUGCUUCAACACCUUCUUCAACUUUGAGGACAUGCAGGAGAUCACCAAGCACUUCGUGGUGUGCCAUGUGGAUGCUCCUGGACAGCAGGUGGGGGCGUCACAGUUUCCUCAGGGGUACCAGUUCCCCUCCAUGGAGCAACUGGCUGCCAUGCUUCCCAGUGUGGUGCAGCAUUUUGGGUUCAAGUACGUGAUUGGCAUUGGAGUGGGAGCUGGAGCCUAUGUGCUGGCCAAGUUUGCACUCAUCUUCCCUGACCUGGUGGAGGGGCUGGUGCUGAUGAACAUUGACCCCAAUGGCAAAGGCUGGAUUGACUGGGCUGCCACCAAGCUCUCCGGCCUGACUAGCACUUUACCUGACACGGUGCUCUCCCACCUCUUCAGCCAGGAGGAGCUGGUGAACAACACAGAGUUGGUGCAGAGCUACCGGCAGCAGAUUGGGAACGUGGUGAACCAGGCCAACCUACAGCUCUUCUGGAACAUGUACAACAGUCGCAGAGACCUGGACAUUAACCGGCCUGGAACCGUGCCCAAUGCCAAGACACUCCGCUGCCCUGUGAUGCUGGUGGUCGGGGAUAAUGCACCCGCUGAGGAUGGGGUGGUUGAGUGCAACUCCAAACUGGACCCAACUACCACGACCUUCUUGAAGAUGGCAGAUUCUGGGGGCCUUCCCCAGGUCACACAGCCAGGGAAGCUGACUGAAGCCUUCAAAUACUUCCUGCAGGGCAUGGGCUACAUUGCAUACUUGAAGGACCGAAGGCUGAGUGGAAGCGCAGUGCCUUCAGCCAGCAUGACCCGUCUGGCACGCUCCCGCACCGCCUCCCUCACCAGCGCCAGCUCGGUGGAUGGCAGCCGCCCACAGGCCUGCACCCACUCGGAGAGCAGUGAGGGGCUGGGCCAAGUCAACCACACCAUGGAGGUGUCCUGUUGAAGUCCUUGGUCCCACGGAAGAUGCCCACCUGCCCGCCCACGUUGAGGUCCCACUGCCAUCCUUGUGCCAGCUCAUUUUCCCUUUAGUUUAUUUUUGUAAGGGCAAAGGGGAGGAAAUGGGGUUACUUCUCUUUUAUUUGAAAAAGUCGGGGGGGGGCGGGGUCCAUCAUAGAUCCUGCAGCAGAACAGUCUCUGGAUGGUUUGAGUGACUCAUUCCUCCCCACUUCCAUCGCACUCAGUGUGUUAGCUUGACUGACUUGGACCCCUUCACCAAACUCCCUGUGGCACCGGCAGGCAGGGGUAUGGGAAAAGGUCCAGGAUCACUCCUGGGUUAAAGAGCCAGCGUAGGAUGAGCUCUUGGGGAGGCAGGUUUGAAGACGUGAGGGGGCUUUGAGUGGGUGGGUUCUGGGACAGAAGCACGGAGGCCAGCUCAGGCACUGGCGUGGGAGCCAGGAGACAGAACCGGGAGCACCAGGAGGCCCCUUUCCCUAUCCUCCACCAAGCACACCUGUUUUUGUCUUGUAGCACAUAUGACAAUCCGAAUAGCCACAAGGGGGCGCUCCGGCCAGACAGCCAUUUUCCUGGUGCUCUCUGGGCUGGGCGGGGCUGGUGCUGUAGGGCUGAAGGUUUCUCUGCCCCGGGAAGACAGAACAUGGAGAACCCUGAGGGCAGGAACCCCACUGAGUGUCCCUUCCAGCCCACACACUCUGCCACCUCCUGGCCCUAUCCCUUUUCUGAGCCGCUUCUCCCUGAGGCAGAAGUCAACUGGUCCUCUGUCUCCACAGUGACCUGAUUGGGGAUGAGAGCAAAGGCUAGGAUACCCCAUGUGUGUUGUGUUCACUUCCCCCACACCCCACACUGCCCCAGACCUUGGGAGCCAGCAGGUGGCCAGAGGCAGGGGUGGCUGAGACAUCCCAUAGACCCUUAUGCCCUCAGAGGACAACUCAAUCAUCAGCAGCAAGUGGUGUUUCUAGGUAAAGCGCAUUUACCUGGAAAAAACUGGUCCAAGGAGUGAGACUUCUAUGGUUCCACAUCCCCAUCUCAGCCUGCUGGAGUGGGCAUGGGCUGGGGUUGGCUGAAGUUUAAGACGUGAACAAGGGCCAGGUAGAUGUGAAAGGCUCCCCACACACCCCAGAUCCCUCCUGCUACCUGAAAUCCAGGCCUGUGCCGUAUACCGCCCACCUGCCCACCUACCAACCUACUUAACCCUGUAAAAUCUCCCAGCCCAGAAACCAGAUCCUCUGUCUUGGGGCCUAAAUUGAGGGUCAAAAACCCCAAAACAGAGAGGGGAGAGCAAUGAAAAAAUAAAGGGCUAUGGAAGGAGGAUUGUCUGUGGGGGGUGUUCUGAAGCUGAGGGGACACCUAUGUCCAUAUUUCUCUGCACAAAUCAUUUACCUUCUAUAAUCUUAAGCCAUUAUUAGACUGCUCUAGAGCCUGGUGGAAAGUUAGUCUGUCCCCAGUUCUAUUCACUCACGUGCUGCUUUUGAAUAUUGAAUGUGACUGAAAGCUGGUAGAAUUAAUCCCUCUUACUGUAGAUAAUAAUGCAAAUCUUGGAUUUUUUUUUUUUUGCUGUGUUUUCAGAUAUCUAUAAAUAUCUACACACUAUAUAUAUAUGUAUAUUGGGUCCUCCUGAGUGUGGUUUUCCAUUGGAGGUCGUCACUUUGGUCAAGGUGAACUUUUAAUGGAGUUUAUUAUUUUCCUCUCUGUACAAAGUAAACAGUCUAAUUUUGUGUUUUCUGGUGGCUGAUGUAAUGAGACUUUCAGAUGACAAAAUGUAAAACAAAAACCCUUGUCAAUGUAGAAAGAGUUAACUGUGCUCAAAUACUAAUAAAGAACCUAAGAAGAA